Messenger RNA from Pomacea canaliculata, 1672 nucleotides. RefSeq names its product scavenger receptor cysteine-rich type 1 protein M130-like. The record is from RefSeq and is a predicted model, not a curated record. Bases 41 to 1672 code for a protein of 543 amino acids. The transcript is spliced from 9 exons. NCBI's taxonomy places the organism in Eukaryota, Metazoa, Mollusca, Gastropoda, Architaenioglossa, Ampullariidae. Gene Ontology annotation, cellular component: membrane.
UUCAUAACGCUCUCUUUGUCGAGAGUCGGGUCGGGUUUUGAUGCUGUCUUCAAUGCUGCUUCAUCAAACAACUGCUUUGAUAUCUCGCAUCAUGAAGUCUAGAGCAUAUGCUCUUUGCUUCAUCUUUGCUCUCUUCAUCCCAAGUCUCUAUGGACAUGUCGCACGCUUAGCUGAUGGAACAUCGCCCUAUAACGGCCGUCUAGAGAUUUUACACAAUGGAACGUGGGGCACAGUGUGUAACGACCUUUUUGGAUAUGAUGAAGGACUAGUGGCCUGCAGAAUGCUUGGAUUUAAAAGGGUUCUGAACUAUAAGGUAGACAAAUGGAAGGGUUCCGAUCCAAUCUUGCUGGAUAAUGUGCAAUGUCGAGGAACGGAAAGCAGUCUGCUACAAUGUCAACACGAUGAAUUAUACAAACACAACUGCAGACAUACUGAGGACGUUGGCAUUGUCUGUGCCAACUAUGGGGAUGUGAGCGCACGUUUGGUCAAUGGGACCUCGCCAUCCAAUGGUCGUCUGGAAGUUUUAAUCAACGAAACGUGGUUCAGCGUGUGUGUCUCUGAUUUAACUCUCGUGUCGCGAGUUGCAUGCACAACACUUGGCUUCCAAAGCUCUAAAUCAGCAGUAUUUGUAGAUCCUUCAAUGUUUGGCCAUGGUUCUGGUGAUCUUUUAGUUCUGCUGGAGUGCAAAAUCUCAGAUACCGUGCUCGACCAAUGUCUCUACACAUUAGUUAUAAGAUCAGAUUGUAAAGAACAACCUGAUCUUGGUCUUAUCUGCAGCAAUCAUUCUGAACAGUUACGAAUGACAAGUCAAAUAAGACCUGAUGUAGGAAUUGUGGAGAUACAGCUAUCAGGUGAAUGGUACUCACUGUGUGUCUCGAAUGAGAGAGCUGCCAGUGUCGUCUGCCGUCAACUAGGUUUACCUGAAUUAUUUGCAGUACCUUUACAGAGGACACAACUCGGAUCUUUGAAAAAUCCUAAACUAAGGAGCGGCUUUGUGUGUUUGAUAUCACAAAACAGCAUUCUUGACUGUCGUCAGAGUAUAACUGAGUGCACCUCAGACUCAUAUUACCACGGCGUCUUUUGUAGCGACUCAAGUUCACUUUUUAUCCAUUUAAUUGGAAUCAAGUACCCUUUAAUGGAGGGAACAAAUGCUACUCUAAUAUGUGCAAACGAACAUUGGCCUUUACUUUUCAAUUACACGUGGCCAGAAAAUGCAGGAGGUUUUCCUCAUGGAAACGAACUGAUAAUUGACAAAAUAACCAAAGAAAACAACGGAAACCAAGUCAGAUGCCAGGCCACCACACGUGAUGGUGCACUUGUACAGAGCGACACCCUAGAGCUUCUUGUUUACUAUUACCCAGUUAUCAGAAUAAUAAUGCUUGACAGGGGAAACAAGACGUUGGGAGUUUUGUCUAAUGACUCUGAGGUCACUCGGGGUCAUCAUGUGACGUUUCGGUGUGAAGCUGACAGCAAUCCUCAUCCUUCUUCUAUCACGUGGUCUGGCAGAGUAAACAGUACUACUAAGAAUUUGCAGAUCAUAGCGGCUGACCAAAAGAAACAUAGUGGCAUCUACACCUGUUCUGUGGUCACUCAAGUCAUAAAUAAUGAUGAACGUCUACCAUUGGCGACAUCUUACACGAUUAAUGUCGUUGUUACAGGUAUUCUCCACUGA